Molecule: messenger RNA, 6666 nt
Organism: Sphaerodactylus townsendi
Lineage: Eukaryota; Metazoa; Chordata; Lepidosauria; Squamata; Sphaerodactylidae
Gene: NRCAM
Product: neuronal cell adhesion molecule
Biological process (GO): axon guidance; cell-cell adhesion
Cellular component (GO): axon; plasma membrane
Molecular function (GO): protein binding
Source: RefSeq, a predicted model, not a curated record
ACGCUCUGCCAUACCGACAAGCGCGCGCGCUCAUCCUUUUCCUCCCGCCUCCUUUUCUCGGCUGAGCUGCUUGAGCGGCACUGGGGAGGCUCAGGCGUGACGCUCGGGGACGCGCGCGCCCUUGGCUUGUCUGUACGGGAUCUUCCCUCUUCCAUGCUUGCCGUAAUUGAAGGAGGCGAACCCGGGGAGAGGAGGGAGAAGCGCGUUCCCUACGGCCGCUGGCCUGGUCUUCGAGGCUGCCUCGACAUCUCCAGUGGUUUUUUGAAGUCCAAGGGACGAAAGUCGCUUAUUAAAACUGAAUAUUAACAAAGAUUGCACAACUGUAUUCAUACAACUGCUUCCAAAAAUCUCUUUUGAUAAGGAAGGAAAAGUUGAACUUGCGUUAAUUUCAGUUCAAGUUCCAUAAUGACUCUUGGAAUAAAGAUGGAAAGGAGCAAUCUCUAUGCAAGCAGAAUUCCCUUGGUUUUCUUUCUAUGUCAAAUUAUUAUUGCGCUGGAAGUACCUCCUGAUCCAAAACUUCUUGAAGAAUUGCCACAGCCUCCAACAAUAACUCAACAGUCUCCAAAAGACUAUAUUGUUGACCCAAGGGAGAACAUCGUAAUACAGUGUGAAGCAAAAGGAAAACCACCUCCUAGCUUUUCAUGGACACGUAAUGGAACUCAUUUUGACAUAGAUAAAGAUGCACGGGUAAAAAUGAAGUCCCAGUCAGGAACACUUACAAUAAAUAUUAUAAAUGAAGAAAACGGAGGAAAGGCAGAAGCAUAUGAAGGAAUUUAUCAGUGCACUGCAAGAAAUGAACGCGGAGCAGCAGUUUCUAAUAACAUUAUUGUACGCUCAUCCAGGUCCCCCUUAUGGACUAAGGAAACCCUAGUUCCAAUAAGAGUAAUUGAAGGUCAACAUGUAAUACUCCCCUGCAGGCCUCCAGUGGGAUUACCUCCACCUAUAAUAUUUUGGAUGGAUAACUCUUUUCAAAAGUUACCUCAGAAUGAUAGAGUUUCUCAAAGUUUAAAUGGAGAUCUUUAUUUUUCUAAUGUAAAGCCAGAAGACACGCGGGAAGAUUAUAUAUGUUAUGCAAGAUUUAAUCAUACACAAACUAUCCAACAAAAGCAACCCAUUUCUUUAAAGGUUGAGCCAGUGGAUUCAUUGAAUGAAACUAUAGCUGCUAAUAUGAGUGACUCUGAUUUUUAUGGUGCCACAGAAUUCAAAGAGAGACGUCCAUCUCUUCUAACUCCUACUGGUAUUGCAAGCAGCAAAACAGAGCUAAGAGGAAAUACCCUUAUGUUGGAGUGUAUUGCAGAAGGAUUACCGACACCAGUUAUCCGCUGGAUUAAAGAAGGUGGUGAUCUUCCUGCCAAUAGAACCUUCUAUGAAAAUUUUAGAAAAACUCUCAAAAUCAUAGAUAUUACAGAAGCUGAUUCUGGAAAAUAUAAAUGUUCAGCAAUAAAUCGAUUAAAUUCUGCUCACCAUGUUAUUACAGUCACUGUUAAAGGUAAAGUUUAUGUCAACUUGUUUAAAGGAGUGAAAGGUAGUAUUCUCCAGGGAGAACAAUAUGUUUUCCAUAACAAUGGCACCUUGGAAAUUCCUGUGGCCCAGAAGGAUAGCAGUGGUACAUACACCUGUGUAGCAGGAAAUAAAUUAGGAAAGAUACAAAAUGAAGUUCAAUUAGAAAUUAAAGAACCUACAAUGAUUAUCAAGCAGCCUGAAUACAAAAUGGUACAAAGGAAUGGGCAGGUUUCCUUUGAAUGUACAAUUAAAUAUGACUUUACGUUAAUACCCACAGUUACAUGGUUGAAAAACAGUGGUGAAUUACCGAAUGAUGAAAGGUUUAUUGUCGGUAAAUACAAUUUGACUAUUACGAAUGUAACUGAUCAAGAUGGUGGAACGUAUACUUGCCUAGCUAACACUACUCUGGACAGUGUUUCUGCAAGUGCUGUGCUUACUGUUGUUGCUCCUCCAACAGCUCCACCUGUUGUUUACGAUCAUCCUGAUCCUCCAUUUGAUUUGGAAUUGACUGACAAGCAAGAGAGAAGUAUUCAACUCACAUGGGUUCCAGGAAAUGACAAUAACAGCCCUAUCAUAAAAUUUAUAGUUGAGUAUGAAGAUGCCAUGCAUGAACCAGGGAUAUGGCAUUACCUUAUUGAUGUCCUUGGAAUCCAGACAACUGUACAAUUGAAGCUGUCACCAUAUGUUAACUAUUCAUUUCGUGUAAUAGCUGUCAAUGAGAUUGGAAUGAGUCAGCCAAGUGAUCCCUCUGAAAAAUACUUCACAGAAUCUGCAAAGCCAGAUGAAAAUCCAUCUGUCAUUCAAGGGAAUGGAUCAGAACCUGAUAAGUUGGUGAUUAUGUGGGAGCCAUUAAAACGAAUUCAGUCCAAUGGUCCAGGGCUUCAGUAUCAAGUCAGUUGGCGGCAAAAGGAUGUUGAUGAUGAGUGGACAUCUGUUACAGUUGCUAAUGUAUCUAAGUAUAUUGUGUCUGGUACACCAACUUUUGUUCCAUAUGAAAUAAAAGUACAGGCGUUAAAUGAGUUGGGAUUUGCCCCAGAACCUACAACAGCAAUUGGAUAUUCCGGGGAAGACUUACCAAUGGUUGCACCAGAGAAUUUGGAGGUACAUGUUGUAAAUAGCACCUUAGCAAAGGUGCGAUGGGAUUCAGUUCCACUAAAUCUUGUCCGAGGCCAUCUUCGGGGAUACAAUAUUUACUACUGGAAAGUACAAAACUUAUCUGGAAAAAGUAAGCGGCAUGUGGAGAAAAAGAUAUUGACUUUCAGUGGAAAUAAGACACAUGGGAUGUUACCAGGACUGGAGCCGUAUAGCUCUUACAAACUGCAUGUUAAAGUUUUUAAUGGGAAAGGAGAAGGACCAGCAACCCCUGACAAAAAGUUUACAACUCCUGAAGGAGUUCCCAGUGCACCCUCCUUUUUGAAGAUUACUAAUCCAAGUUUGGACUCCCUCACUUUGGAAUGGGGACCACCUACUCAUCCAAAUGGUGUUUUGAUAGGAUAUACACUGAAAUUUCAACCAAUUAAUAGCACACAUGAAUUAGGCCACGUGGAAGAGAUCAGUAUUCCAGCCAAUGAGACCACCAUGAUAAUAAGCAACUUAAAUUACAGCACUCGGUACAAGUUUUACUUCUAUGCAAAAACAUCAGUUGGAUCUGGAAGUCAAAUAACAGAGGAGGCAGUAACAAUUAUGAAUGAAGGUAAGAUGGGAUAUUCAGAGAACCAGUUUGAAACCUCCCGUAUAAUGCAUCCUGCCCACCCAACAUUUUAUAAGGUGCCACCAGUUAAUCCAAGGAUCAGAAAUGUUACUGCAGCAGCUGCUGAGACCUAUGCCAAUAUCAGUUGGGAGUAUGAGGGUCCAGAUCAUGAAAACAUUUAUAUUGAAUAUGGUGUGGCCCGCAGCAAAGAAGAAUUGAAAAAAGAAAAUGUAAAUGGUUCCCGAAGCUUCUUUGUGUUAAAGGGAUUAACACCAGGAACAUCAUAUAAAGUCCGGGUUGCUCUUUCUGGUGUUAGCAGUUCAGAGGCUGUAUUUGAGACAGGUCCAGCGAAGGCAAGUCGACAAGUUGACAUUGCAACUCAGGGAUGGUUCAUUGGUCUUAUGUGUGCAGUUGCUCUUCUCAUCUUGAUUUUGCUGAUUGUUUGUUUCAUAAGAAGAAACAAAGGUGGAAAAUAUCCAGUGAAAGAAAAGGAAGAUGCUCAUGGCGAUCCAGAAAUACAGCCUAUGAAAGAAGACGAUGGAACUCUUGGAGAAUACAGGUCCAUGUCUCGGUGGACAAUAAAAAUGGACAAAGGAAGAAAAAGAGAAUGUAGUGAAGUCUCCAAAGUUCCUGAAGCAGACCCUGUCUUUACCAAAUCAGAGUCUGUUUGGUCUGACAGAUCCAGCUUAUCUAGAAGGACAGGAGAUCAAUCCUUCAGCACAAACUCAGAGACCUUCCUUAGGAGAGUCAGGCACUCUUCAGAACAUUCAAAUGUUGAUUCCAUCUCCCCUUUGCUUUGUCAGAAAAAUAUAUCAACCAAAUGACAAUCUGAAGGUAAUUCUAGAUAUUACACUUCACCAACAGAACUGGAUGAAGGGUCAGAUUCUCAGGUAGGAAACAAAAAGGAAAGCAAAGAUACAUUAGAAUCUGCAUCCUUACUAGCAUAUAGAAAAAUCACAGAAACAUUGCAGCCAACUGUGUCUCUUGAAAGUGAUGCAGAUGACCACAAACCUCUAAAAAAAGGAAGCAGGACACCUUCAGACAGGACUGUGAAAAAAGAGGACAGCGAUGAUAGUUUAGUUGACUAUGGAGAAGGUGUCAAUGGGCAGUUCAAUGAGGAUGGCUCCUUUAUUGGACAAUACAGUGGUAAAAAAGAGAAAGAACCUGCAGAAGGAAAUGAAAGUUCUGAAGCUCCUUCCCCCGUCAACGCAAUGAAUUCAUUUGUUUAAAUAAAGGAAAAGCCAACAACUCUGCCCCAUUCCAACAUUUCCAUUAUUUUUUCAAGCACUUGUACAUUCUUCCCUGUUACUGAACAUGAAAGAUUCCAUUGUUCUACACCGCAGAAGUGUUUGCCUAGAGGUGAAAUGGUUAUACUAUAUAACAACAGUAAGUGGUAUGUUAGUAUGAGUAAGAAUGCAAAACAAAACAUUUUGCACAAUUUUGUUAAAUUAAUAAAUAAAAAGAGCAGCAACAACUAAGAAUAUUGAAAAUAACAGUAUAAUGCAUACAGAGUGCUGGAUAUUCAUAGACAGCUGGCUAUGCCACUGAAAAUCGUUUUGAUACUUUGUUAUGCAGUCCUCAAUACUGGAUAUUAAGUCAAUUUUCAUUGUCAGAGUGUUAUGGUAGUAUUAUAUAGAACUUCAAUGUCUUUGUGGACAUUGUUGUGAAAUUGGUAACUUAAUGUCUAGCUAUCAUUAUGUCUUUUUUUCAAGACAGUUAGGAACAGUAUGUACAGUAUAUGAUUGAUAAAUGACUUUAAGUACGACAUUUGCAUUUGCUGAUGCUUACUGCGACCCCAAUAUCUGCUCCUUGCUUGUCUUACUUUAUAGCCUUUCUUAUCUAUCAAGUAUUACCGCAGUACAGUGUUCUUUUUGGGAGGGGGGGACAUCCUAUGUAUGUUGUAUUUUUAGGGCAUAAUACAGUAUGCAUUGGAAUGCAUUUGGAUUUGUACAGCUGUGGAAGUGAAAUUUUAAAGUGAAAUGAAAAUGAUUCCAGAAACAUACAGGCAGAGUACAUUCAGUGCCUUCAAAUAAUGUGCAUUCCAUAAUGUACUAUAAUUGGGCAUAACCCACCUGGAAUUUUUCUUGUGCAAGUUGUACUGAAAUGAAGAGAAAUUUCAAAAGAACUCUUGUGCACCUUUAUGCAUUUUAGUGGGGCUUGGCAAGGAAAUGUAUCCAAUGGAUUGUAUCCCUGUCAGUUAGUAUAAUAGCAUAUGACUGAUUAACUGCCAUCAUUGCCAAAGUAAUCUAGGUUUUGUGUUUUUGUUAUUUCCCAAAUAAGGUAGAAAAAUGGUUGGUUGAAACAAAGAGUAUUUAAAGUUAUACAUUAAGGUUUCCUUUCUGUAAUAGAGAUGAAUAUUGCUGUGUAGAGAAGCUAAUGCCUUAUGCGGUUUCAGAGACAAGUGUCUGAAUUUGUACUUAAAAAACAAAUCAAAAAAUCUCCCAAUAAUAUAUUAAAAUCUCAGCUCACAACAGCACUCUUCCAAAAGUUGGAGUUCCAUUAAUUACUUAAUGGGAGGCAACUUUUAACAUGAUGCUUGGCAUGAAGAGGCAUGUAGCUCACAAUACAGCCAUGGCAUUCAAUUUGAUAAGUAAGUUUAGUCACAAGGAUAGCCAUCUGUUAGAAAAUUGCACAUACACACACACAAUCUAUAUCACAAUCAUGGUUUACCUCCAAAUAUGAAAUUUUAUAUAACCAACCUAUGGUUGAAGGAAUGCUCAGUUUCAUUUGCCAAUAAAUUGGUUUUUCAUAACUUGCAUCAAGUUUAAUUUUAAGUAAGCUUUUGAUAUGUAGAUAUUUUGUUGAAUUUGUAAAUACACUUAAAGUGUAGAUGCUAUAUGAUUCUAGGUGUUACAAAUUAGAAUUCUUUUUGUUGUACUGUGUAAGAAGUACUCUAGCCAGUGCAUGGUAUUUUAAAGCAUCUACUAAAUAUUUAUGAAAUGAAAAUUUGGUAUAAUGAGAUGUUCUGCUUUCUGGCUGCAGCUUUUUAGGUCAUGUGUCAAUCAACUAAUAUCAGCUACUGUGCAGCUUCCAUUCAUUUUCUCUGAGCCCACAGGAGUCCGGGGUAAAUGAAUGGUGGUUGUACCAGCAGCAGUGCUUAGUUGCACCCAAUAUUAUUUGUGUGUCUGUGUAUCAGUAAUUGACACUGGAUCACAAUCCAGUUUUGCAGAUUUGAUUCACAGACAGUCAUUAAAGCACAAAUUUGCAUUAAUCACUUUAUAAGCAGCCCCAAGACAGGUCACAUAUUCACACAAGGCAGCAAAAUAAAAUAAAAUCGAUUGUAUAGCACUGAUUGGAAAGCACAAACAAGAAUAUGUUCCUACCAGAACUUGCCAACAAUAUUGGUGACAAGCAUACUUUUAUCCAUUAAGUAUAGAUGCUAAAUUUAUCCAUGCAUGUAACGAUACACAGAGAUCACUUCUGUAAUAGUGCAACACAUUUUGUAUGAAAAUAAAUGUGGUUUUAAAAUUUCA